AUGUCUUCCUCUGAACCUGCCCCCGCAUCCACAACCCCUGAAAAUGCGGCCCCGGAGCUGGAUGUCACCAAGCUACAUGCACUCCCCUCCGAACAGCAGGACCUCUACCUGCUUACCUUCACCUCUGAUCUCGUGCAGUUUAUAUGUGGACUCGAUUCGGCACAGCUUUCAGCACAGCAGAAAUCCCUGAAAAAGGAGCUGUUCAAAAUCUUGACCCUUACCUCUCCCACCAUUACAAGAGUCCUCCGCAACAACCUGGGACGAUGUUUCGGUACUAUCCUCGCGAAAGGGGAUCGCGGCAUCCUGUUCGAAACCAUCGCCGAUCUGCUUGGGGUCAUAAAUGCAAGCAAGAGCGAGGCAGAUAUAAAGGUCAAAUUUGCUGCGGCGCAUUGCCUGGGUGAGGUGUUUGCUACGGCUGGUGAGAGCGCAUUCAUGCAGUCCAACGUUGCAACGUCGGGCAUGCUGAAGCUGCUCAAGUCCGCUAGUAAUCAUACUGGUCUGAGGGGUGUCAUCUUCUCCGUGCUGCGCAAAAUCGUGGUUGGCAUCGGUGUCCCGAUCGACGAAGCGACUGGUCGCGAUAUCUGGAAACAAGCGCGCAAUGCGGCGACCGGUGACAAAUCAACGUUUGUUCAAGUGCAUGCAUGUCGGUGCUUGGAGCAGUUGAUCAAUACGACUCCAUUUUUUGAUAAUGUUAACGACUUUGAGGUGUUGAAGACCAUGAUGUGGAAGGUCAUCGAUAGCCCCACUACGCCGGUUCGACAUGCUGCGGCAGCUUGUCUUGGCCGUGCCUUGAUCAAGCUCCAUGCCAUGGAAACACAUGUUAUGGCAGCCCCCAGGCCCAAAUCGAAGAAGAUGAAGAGGAUGUCUAAGAAGCCGGGUCCGAGACCCGGAGAUGAAGAAGAGGCCGAAAUGUCCGAGUCGUCUGUUGCGCCCAAGAAGCCCGAGUCUCGGCUGUUCUUCCUUCUUCCAGAUCUCUUGCGACAACUUUCUUCACAGUAUUUGAAGAGUACAACUUCUAAUCGCACUCGUGCGGGCAUUUGCAUGUGCUACAAAUAUAUACUGCGCAACCUGGGAGACAAGGUUGUCGAGGAGCGGUAUGGCGAGAUUGCUACAAACCUAUUGGUUGAAUUGCUUAACCACCCGACGGUGACAUACAACCGGUUCCGCCUGCUCAUGACCCGAAAGUUUGUUAAGAGCAUACUCGAAGACACCAUCGGCCGUGAGAUGCUUCAGGAAACUAGCCAGCUCAAUGCCGCGAAGUGGAUUAUCAACAAUAUCCUGAAGGACUACCCGCAAGUGGUCCAAGAACGUCGCGAGCCCAGCAAGUAUACCCUGACCAGUGCUGUUAGUGCUUUAUCGUCCUUGAUCUCAUCACUCGGAUCGGCCUUCGUCGUUUAUGCCGAUAGUUGUCGCGAUUCCUUGCUGCAAGUUUUACCCCAUCCCAGCUAUACAGUCCAGAUCCAUACAGCCCAUUGCCUGCGUAGCUUCGUGCUUGCUUGUCCCCAUCAACUUCUUUCUUGUGUGACUAUUUGCAUGAAUAGCUUGAAUAGGGAGAUCGGGCACCUUGCUACACCACGACAGUCAUCUCGUCGAUGCGUCGGAUAUGCAAACGGCCUUUCCGCGAUGCUAAGUACUUCGCGCUUGCAACCGCUAUAUGGUGCUGUCGAUGUAUUUGCACGCAUCUUCACCCAGGCAACAGAUCUGCUCAAGACCAGCACAACGUCCGAGCUUCGAGCUGCAAGCACGCAAAUCCAGGUCGCGUGGAUCUUGAUUGGAGGAUUGAUGCCAUUGGGACCGAGCUUCGUCAAAAUUCAUCUCUCCCAACUCAUGUUACUUUGGAAGAACGCCCUGCCGAAGCAUUUGAGCAAGGAAAACUCUGCCCAGCCCAGCACUUUAGAGACGAGUUUCCUCGCUCAUGUCAGAGAAUGCGCUUUGAGCGCCCUGCUAGUAUUCAUGGAGUUCAACAGCAAGCUUAUCACAGCAGAUGGCGCGAAGAGAAUUGCUGCGAUGCUGCAAAAUACUGUCGAAUUUUUGGAUGAUCUGCCUCGUCCCAAGUCCAUGGAGGAUAUUUCGCAACGUCUUCACCCUUCUCUACAACUGCAUGACUUCACUACAAUGGUUCGUCGCCGAGUUUUGCAAUGUUUCUCGAAAUUGGUACAUGUUCACCAUCCCAGUCAUGGCGACAUCAUUUCACAAUCUAGUCUGCUCAGUCUUGCUAUCUCUUCCUUUGCGGAUCCAGAUGCUCAGUACAGGCCGCUGGAGAGCUCAAUUGCCGCCUCGACUGGCCAAUUCGAUGGACUGUGGGAUCUUUGCGAUAACUAUGGCUUUGGUGUGACUGGUCUUGCCCGUGAAUAUAUCUGGGCAGCGUUGUCUGGCACCCAUGGAGGUGAAAAUAGCCCUGCUUGGUCCGCAGUUGACUCGGCGGAUGAGUUUGUUGAUGACGUCCUCACAUUCCCUGUAUGCCAAGCAAGCGAGCAUGACUCGGUGCUGCUGUACAGCUUGCGAGACGGCGAUUCCCUCGCUGUGGAUCCACCCACCACUGGGGUUGUUAACUCUGCAAUUGACCUGUUCUCGGUUGCGAUUGCUCUGCACUCACCCAAGAUUCAAGAGAGUAGCGUGGAGCAGAUUGCCACAUUCCUGACAUCUCCAGCUCUUCAAAGAAACCCGGGUCGGAAAGCUGCUUUAGGGGUCAAUAUCGCAAUUGCUCUUUUGCAUGCUCUUAAAGUAGCGGUCAAGGAGACUGACUUUGUGGCUGGAAAAUUGAGCACCUCGACAGACAAGAUCCUACAGGAGCUCAUCCAGAAAUUCACGAUCGAUCCCGACCCUAUUAUUCGAACAAUUGGCGUGGAAGCACUGGGUCGUCUGUGCGAUAGCGCUGGAAAUUCCUGCACUAAUACACAAGUUAAUUGGCUCGUGGACACCAUUGUAGCAAACAGAGAGCCAAAUGCCCGAGCUGGCUGUGCUGCUGCUCUUGGAUGCAUUCAUUCCCAAGUCGGUGGCAUGGCAGCUGGUCUGCAUCUCAAGACGAUUGUUGGAGUUCUGAUGUCUCUUUGCAACGACCCCCACCCUGUGGUUCAUUUCUGGGCCCUUGGCGGACUAGAAAGAGUGGCCAACUCUGCUGGUCUGACUUUCUCCCCAUUCGCUUCCAGCUCAUUGGGUAUGCUGGCUCAGCUCUAUAAUACCGACACACAUAACGAAGAAUGCGCAGUUUUGGCGACAUCUAAUAUUGAAAUGUCCUUUUUGACACCUGUCAUUAUCGGCCGAUGCGUUGAUUCGCUCAUCAAUGUCCUUGGCCCAGAUUUGCAAGACAUUGCAAAGACUCGUAAUCUCAUUCUGACUCUUCUCCGCCAAUUCCAGCUGGAAGAAAAUCCUGCUCUGGUCACCGAAAGCUCCAAGUGCUUGGACCACUUUUCUCUCUAUGCCUCCAGCUAUGUGGAUUUCCCUGGGUACGUUAAGCGCUUGCAGAAAGAGCUCCGUGCGAAAGACUCGUUCAUGCGAGAAGUUGCUGUCCGUGGUCUGAGCAAUCUGAUGAAGCGUGAUGCUACAUCUGUGGUGCAGACUGCAAGCGAGACUCUCGAGGAUGAUAUCUGGCUUGCAUUCGAUGAUGCGCCGGAUAAUAUUCCUAUAAAGACAAUGAUCCAGGAAUGGUUGCAGCAAACUGCCUUUACAGAAACCGAACUGUGGAUUCAACGCUGCCAGAACAUCAUGACCAAGACGCGCAACAAGGCGGAAGUCGCGCCGACUACAGCAAUCCAAACCGCUGCAGCGGAUAUUCCGGACGAUGAAGUUGCAGGUUUUGCCGCAGCAGGAGCUGGAGAUGGUCAAGGCGACUCCACAAACGAAGCUAUCGCAGGCCAGGAAUUCCUCAAGUGGCAGACGCGCAAUUUCGCCAUGUCUUGCCUCUCUGAGCUUCUAGCGACGGUACAAGAAGCAAUUCUUCCUGAUCAAACCAUUCCGGCGGAGCUGGCACUUCAGUCUAAAGUCGGUGACAUUGUGAGAAUGGCAUUUUCAGCAUCGACUGCUAAUGUGAUUGAGCUGCGCGUGUGGGGUUUAAAGAUCAUCGACCAAGUUUUGACCAUGUUUGGCAAAACUCCAGACCCGGAUUUCGCCGAAGCGUCAUUGCUCGAGCAGUACCAAGCUCAAAUUGGUUCCGCGCUCACUCCUGCAUUUGCGGCCGACUCGUCCCCGGAGCUGGCUUCAGAGGCAAUCAAUGUCUCAGCCACAUUUAUUGCAACUGGAAUUGUGACAAAUGUGGAUCGUAUGGGAAGAAUUCUCAAGCUUCUGGUACUGGGUCUUGAAAGAUUUGCGAAAAAUCCAGAAACCACUGAUAUCGGUGAUCUCAAGGGCUUGAACUCUAAUGCUCGAGUGAUGGUCAAGCUAGCGCUGUUCUCUGCGUGGGCUAGGCUGCAGAUUGCCAGUAUCGAGCAAGAAUACCUUAAUCGGGUGGUACAGCCUUAUGUUGCCAAACUAACUCCACUGUGGCUGUCCUCUCUCCAGGAGUAUGCUCGGUUGCGAUUUGAGCCGGAUAUUUCUGGCGCUUUGGGUACGAGCACUCAGAGCAAUGACCUAGACGAGGUUUACGCUGCAUGGAAUCGCGAGACUUUGCUCAAGUUUUACCAAGAUACCUGGCUCAAUCUCGUUGAUGCGAUUGCUGGCUUGGUUGAAAAGGAUAUUGACUUCGUUUUUGAUGCUUUGGACGGCAAGUUGCAGCUGCCAGAGGAGUCCAGUACCCCUGACGAGGAUGAGAAGAAGGAAGGUCAAGAACUUGCCAGGAGGGAUUCUGAAGACAAGGGCCAUGACAUUAACUAUCGCGAAGAGCCUGUUGCGUUCUUCUUCGUCCUAUUCGGCCUUGCCUUUGAGUCUCUUGUCGACCAAGGAACUUCGCCGUCACAGCGCCUCGCGAUCCUCCAGGCUCUCAAGAGAAUUUUGAGACCCAUCAUCUCGGGCAAUGCCAUUUACCAGGAUGCCAUCUUUUCGGAGACCAUGGAUACUUUUGACCGACUUGUUCUGACUGAAAGCACACCCAUUCAGACAGUCAUCGUGGGUAUCGCGCAAAAUCUCUCUCUUGACCAUCCGGCGGCGCAGAGUGACCAGGAGCGAAGCGAUCACCUAUCGGAUGAUAUCGAGCAGCUGUUUGAACUGACUAGAAACAUCAUUCUGGUUCUUGCUGGCAUGCUCCCCAACCUACGUGAAUCGACACCUCUUGCACGAUUCAACGUGUCAUCAGACGAGUCCUUGGCCCUCAUUCGCUUGGCCUUGCGCUCUCUCGUCGAUGUAGCGUCAGUCUUCCCGUCCAUCAUUCGUAAUGACCUUCACGCUUGUAUCCUUCACAUCUUCACCACCAUACUUGCAACUGGAAUCUGCCAAGCCGAAGUUGUACCCCAGGCUCUUCCGAUUUUCCGACAGUUCAUCCAUGGAAUCACCCACUUCUCGGAUGUUCCGGAGGACAUGGACGUGAUAACUUUCCAGAUGCGAGGGUGUCUUACUCGCUUCUUGACCAUUCUCACCAUCGCCCAGCGUCGCGAAUCGGAAAGUUCCAUGCCCUGCGCCAAAAACACGCUCCUGGCCAUUACAUUCCUGAUAACGGCGGGUGGGCAUGUGCUCCCACCGCAGGAUCCACUCAUAAACCGCGUUCUGGACGAACUCCUUGAUUGUCUUCAAGACGUCGGGCUCGCCACUGUAGCUGCCAGCUGCCUUCGUUCGAUCGUCCUUAAGCCCGGCCCCCGCUAUAUGACUGACGAUGUCAUCUCCCGGUACCUUCUUCCGCGGUUAAUCGCGUUCCUUGUUGGUUGUCCAUCGGACUCGGGCGAAAUUCCCACCGACCCAGAGAACUCACGGGCUGUUAUCGCCCGCACGCUCGUGUCCUGCUUGUCCAAUUCGACAUUCUCUCCUACUGAGAUUCCGGCCGCUGUUUCACUCGUGAUGUCUGCGUUGUUGGCCCGUGCUACGCGUGAGGGACAGUCAGUGUACAAAGAAUCCGCUGGCCAUCUGCUUGAAGUGGCCAAAGCAGACCAAGUCAGUUUCCGGACUUUGGUCGCGAAUAUGAAUGCAGACCAAAAGUCGCUUCUGGAGGAGGUCCUUCGCAGUGCGGGUAUUGGAGCCAGCAAUUCAACGGCUGACGAGGCAAAUGAUAAUAUACCGCAAGCUGCGCCGAGUAUCGCACUGCGCAUGGACUUCUAA
Messenger RNA from Penicillium odoratum, 6180 nucleotides. Its product is annotated as AP-1 complex accessory protein LAA1. Gene Ontology annotation, cellular component: endocytic vesicle; membrane; Golgi apparatus. The coding region runs from base 1 to 6180 and encodes 2059 amino acids. The record is from RefSeq and is a predicted model, not a curated record. Lineage: Eukaryota; Fungi; Ascomycota; Eurotiomycetes; Eurotiales; Aspergillaceae. The transcript has 4 exons. Gene Ontology annotation, biological process: endocytosis; retrograde transport, endosome to Golgi; intracellular protein localization.